This is a messenger RNA of Centropristis striata (black sea bass), 1521 nucleotides long. Its product is annotated as WD repeat-containing protein 82-like. NCBI's taxonomy places the organism in Eukaryota, Metazoa, Chordata, Actinopteri, Perciformes, Serranidae. Bases 243 to 1190 code for a protein of 315 amino acids. The transcript has 9 exons. The record is from RefSeq and is a predicted model, not a curated record. Gene Ontology annotation, cellular component: Set1C/COMPASS complex. Gene Ontology annotation, molecular function: chromatin binding; protein binding.
AAACCGAACGCAUCGUUGUCUCGUCAAGUAGCUCAAUGGCUACUGACGUUGUAAAUAACACACAUCGUUUGGUUUUAUUUCUAUUUUAUCUGAAAAUAUGAGAAUGCAUUUCUCACCUGGGCGGUGACACGAUAUUUCUCAUGCAUUGCUCGACCAGAAAUGACUGGCAGGCUUCAUUAAAUCAGAGGGAGGGGGCCACAUUUCGGUUUAACACAGUAUUUGUAGUGUAAAAAGCUGCAGAGAUGAAGAUCACAGACAGCGUGUUACGAAGUUUCAGGGUCGCCAGAACAUAUCGAGAAAACUCCGAGAAAAUCAACUGUGUGGACUUCAGCCCAAAUGGCGAAAAUGCAAUAUCAAGCAGCGACGACGACUGCAUCGUGUUAUAUGACCUGCUGGAGGGGAAACCCAACGGGACCCUGUUCAGUAAGAAGUACGGAGUGGACCUGAUCCGCUACACACAUUCAGACACACAGACAGUGAUCUACAGCUCCAACAAACUAGACGAUACCAUCCGGUACCUGUCACUCAUUAACAACCAGUACAUCAGGUAUUUCCCAGGUCACACUGCAAGAGUCAUUGCUCUCUCCAUGUCUCCGGUGGAUGAUACGUUUAUCUCGGGCUCACUGGACAAAACGAUCCGGAUCUGGGAUCUGCGAGCACCAAACUGUCAAGGUUUGACUAACCCUCUGGGGAAGCCGGUCUGUUCCUUUGACCCUGACGGGCUGAUAUUUGCUGCGGGGGUGGAAUCACAGGCCAUUAAACUAUACGACCUGCGGGCUUUUGACAAGGGUCCCUUUGCCUCCUUUGAGACGAGGUUUAAUCGUGUCUGUGACUGGACCGGACUGAAAUUCAGUUACGACGGGAAACAGAUUCUCAUCUCCACCAACGGAGGGAUGAUCCGAGUCCUGAACGCUUUCAGUGGAGCUGUGCUGCACACGUUUUCUGGCUACAACAACAGUAAAGGCAUCUCCCUGGAGGCCUGUUUCACUCCCGACUCUAAGUUUGUCAUGAUUGGCUCAGAGGACGGGAGAGUCCACGUUUGGAGCACUGAGAGUGGGAUGAAGGUGGCCGUGCUGGAUGGGAAACAUCCAGGACCCAUCAACACGCUGCAGUUCAACCCCAGAUACAUGACGUUUGCCAGCGCCUGCACCAACAUGAAGUUCUGGCUCCCGUGUCUUGACGAGUCAUAGAGGGACGUUGCCAAAGUGAGUCCUCGUUGUGAAACACGUCGUGAUGUAAGAGGAUGUGCUGGGCUGACUUCCUCUGCAGGAUGAGAGCCUCAGAGUCUGAACGUUUUAAACUUUUUUACCUCCAGUAUUUUCACUUUUAAAGGUUUGAUGCUGCUCCGACUGAACAUACCUCCUGUUAAAGUUUUUCUUCUUUUACCCCACAUCAGGAAUAUUUCAUUCAGUUUGCAUUUUAACCAUGUUUUUACCUUUUUAUGUGAAAUUCAAUGACUAAAUAAUUGGUCUGUUUAUUGUUUAAUUAUUUGAUAUUAAAGUGUUUUGUAUUAAAAAAUAA